Anopheles darlingi is the source of this 4018-nucleotide messenger RNA. RefSeq names its product GPI ethanolamine phosphate transferase 3 (gene PIG-O). The transcript is spliced from 4 exons. Gene Ontology annotation, molecular function: mannose-ethanolamine phosphotransferase activity. Gene Ontology annotation, biological process: GPI anchor biosynthetic process. Bases 284 to 3703 code for a protein of 1139 amino acids. The record is from RefSeq and is a predicted model, not a curated record. Lineage: Eukaryota; Metazoa; Arthropoda; Insecta; Diptera; Culicidae. Gene Ontology annotation, cellular component: endoplasmic reticulum membrane.
AAUCUAGAGUUUUUUUUUAAAGUUUUUUGAACAUUUUUAAUGAAUUUCGUAAAUUUCUUGCUAAAGAUAACGGUGAUAAGAGCAAAUUAGUAUCAUUAGCAACACUCGCCGCCGCUCCCGUUGGAAAAAUAGGCCCGGAAAGUUUUUAUCUCAUAAUUAUUACCUCUUAUGCGCCAUUUGCCUUGAUAGCGCGUUUUCGGGUCAAGAGUACUGUCCGGACUGCGUGUGGUCGAUGUUCUGAACCGGCAGACCGGAUUUUAGUUCUCCGGAAGACGCCGCAGAGAUGGCCAACGGAAGGAAUUUUGUCCUCGUGCUCGUCUGGCUGUCCCUGCUUAUCAGUGCCGGCGUGCACUUGUUUUCCCGGGGAUUCCUGCUGACCCGCGUCGCCCACACCGACGCCAGUUCCUGCGUGAACUACGAAGAUUUCCGGUGUGAUUCGAAAGCGGGAGACUGCGGAGAAACCGAAAAAGUGGCCUCGAUCUUGCGCGAUGUCAAUCGUUCAUCGGGCAUUUGCUUUCCGCAGAAGGCCAAAGUAAUUCUGCUGGUCAUCGAUGCGCUGCGCUACGAUUUCGGUUUGUUCGAUCCGACCCUCCAGAAUCCCGCCCCGCACGAGAACAACUUACCCGUGCUAUCGGAGUUGUUACGUAAACAUCCGGACCACACACGCCGGUUGAAGUUCGUGGCCGAUCCACCGACUACGACGAUGCAGAGACUUAAGGGUAUGACGACCGGCAGUCUGCCCACGUUCAUCGACAUCGGCUCGAAUUUUGCUUCGCCCGAAAUCAAUGAAGACAAUCUGAUCGAUCAGCUGGUGCGGCAUAACCGGACUGCGGUGUUUCUCGGUGAUAGCACCUGGACCGAGCUGUUCCCGAACCGGUUCACUCGCUCCUACGAGUAUCCGAGCUUCAACAUCUACGAUCUCGAUACGGUCGAUACCGCAAUCCGGAAGCAUUUACCGAAGGAAAUCGCUCGCCCGGAUUGGGACAUUAUUGUGGCGCACUUCCUCGGUGUUGACCACUGUGGCCACCGGUACGGACCGCUGCACGAUGAAAUGAGGCGAAAGUUGCGCGAGAUGGAUGAAGUAAUUCGAAACGUGACGGAACAAAUGGCCGAUGGGACGACGUUGAUCGUGAUCGGUGAUCAUGGAAUGACCAAAACGGGCGAUCACGGUGGAGAGUCGAUCGAUGAAGUAGAAGCGCUCCUUUUCAUGUACUCCAAGGGAACGCCUCUGUUGGCGCGCGACGAGUUCUUCGACUACGGUGGACAGGUGAUGCAACAGAUUGAUCUCGUGCCGACGCUAGCGACGAUUAUGGGUGUACCGAUACCAUUCUCGAAUCUAGGACAGAUCCGAUUCCAGCUCUUGCCCGAUAGACCGGUCGGUUCGUUCUUGCGUUACCAGCUGGCAUUGGUGCAUCUGUGGCAGAAUGCUCGUCAGAUCCAGAACUACUUCCAACAGUAUGCUGACUCGAGCCAGGGCACGUUCGGUGUUGAGCAGCUCGAUGAACUGGACAACAAGUUCCUCAUUCUAACGCAGCGCGUAAACACCGUCUACACGGAGGCUGCCUUCGAAAGUUUCUCAAAAGAUUUGCGAAUCUACUUGAAGGACAUCCUAGAAGGCUGUCGUGAGAUUUGGGUUCGAUUCGAUCCGCAACUUAUCUCCCAUGGGCUGCUAGUGACUUGUUUGGGUUGCUUCGCGAUCGCUCUACUCGUCAUUAACUCGUCCCCGUAUCAGUUGGCAGCAAUGUUCCACGAUGGUGUCAUCAGAUACGUUCUGCUGCUGACGGGUAUAGCCGCCCCGUUUGGAUAUUGUAUCUACCGUGAUCUUGGACUAAGCUCGGCCUCCCAUGGUGCCAUUCUGUUUGCAUCCGUUGCUAGCAUCGCCGUACUAGCCUUCCUGGCGAUGCAAAACUGGAUUGCCAUCUCGGAUAGUUUGGCCAACUUGCGACAGUCGGCCAACGUAGUGACGCGAGCCUCCUUCGUCUUUACUACGUGCGUCUUCUUCGCUAACAGCUUCAUCGUACAGGAGUCUAAAAUUCUUUCGUACGUGCUGAUAGGAUUCUUUCUGGCCGCGCUUUACAAUCUAUCACGCGGGAAGCAUGGCAUUCCACGGAACAUGAAAUGGAUGCUGCUUAAGAAGUCCACGUUCGUGAAGCUUUUGUGUUUAACACUGUUUGGGCUAUCGCUGUUACGCCUUUCGCACCACUACAACCGCUGUCGCGAAGAACAGGCCAAUUGUACGGAUUAUCUGGUGAAGGCACCGGGAGCACCGACACCAGAUGCUCAACGAAGACAACGGUCGCCUACGAUCGCAGACUAUAUACCCGUCAUAGCGAUGGUAGUGUAUGUCGUAUGCACGCGGCUGUAUCUUCGAGCCUGUGGCAACCUUACGGGGACAAAGCUACACGUGCUGCUGGCACGCUACGGUCCCAUACUGGGAGUCGUGUGUGCUUGUGGCCACUUUACCGUCACGAAGACCAGCACCAAUGGCAUCCCGCAGCUUCACGUUGACGCACUGGCAUGGGUGAUAUAUGGAUUGCUGGUGAUACAAGUUAUUGUCCUCAUCGUCUCUCCAUUGCUCGUAUUCGUGUUGCCACGACGCAAGGAAAUGUUGAACGUGUUAUACAACGAUCGAAACGUUGCGUCGGAGAUAUACAAGCAGUUGAAGAGCAGUUACAACCAACGAGCCAAUGGAGGAGACGCAGGAGGUGACAACCCAUCCUCUCCCAACGAUGUACCCGAUAUCCCAAUCGUGUGCGGUCUAGCAACCGUGUACUCGUCCGUCUUCGUUGCCACAGCGGCCAUCCUAAGUGUACUGUUGGCAUUGCUGCUAGGAUCGCACGGUACGAUGGGAUUGAUAAUUGUGCUUUUCGUUGCCAUAGCUUACGGCAUCGUUGCUUCGAUCCAGCAGUACGAACAAUCAUCGAGCUUGCUCACCUGCAUCCAACCAUCGUUCCGAACCAUCCUGACGUGGAUUAUUCUGCAGCAGUUUGGCUUCUACGCGACCGCUCAUCAACCCACCCUGUCGCAGAUCGAUUGGAAUGCAGCAUUUGUUGGGCGCACGUUUUACUUCGAUAACAGCAACACCCUUUCGGCGGUGCUCGUGCUGCUUAAUACGUUCUCGGUCACAUUCCUGCUCUCGGUACUGUUCCCACUGAUGGUGUUCGUACCGUUCUGUGUCUACACCAUGUGGCCAUCAUUAUCGCAGAAACCAGCAACAACACCUCGACCGGCAGCACAAAGCGUUGGACCUCCUGGUGCCAAUCGCAAGACCGCAAUCCAGCGUGCUGAACCAGCGGUGCGGAAGGUGGAAGCCAACGGUGGUAGUGUCGAGUAUCGCAGUGUUACGGUGAACCGUACCGAGGAGCCCACGGAAAACAGUCCAACGACGGCAGCAACCAUCGAUUUCGACGUCACCAAAGGAGAGCUCAAUCUAUAUGAAAACGAAAAGCUCUUCCUUGGAACCGUUUUCAAAGCCGGUUGCCAGUUGCUGCUGCUCCAAUCGUUACGGAUCUUUUGUGCCAUGUUCGCCUGCACGUUGCACUCCCGGCAUUUAAUGGUUUGGAAAAUCUUUGCACCGCGCUUCAUCUACGAAGGUAUCGGUAGCUAUGUGGCCUUCUUCGGGAUCAAUCUGGGAUUUUUGCUGCUACUACGCGUUCAUCACGCCGUUGGUGCGCUUAUAACGGCCAUCAAUAAGUCGCGAUAAAGCCAUUGGCAGCCACAGAAACAGCAGCCUCAUACCAUCUCAAGCCAUCACCACGAUGACGCCCUAUCAUCACUCAACACUAUCUCUAGUCUUGUGUUCAGUAUCUCACUCAGAGUGCGUAUGGUAAGUAAUUUUGAGCCUUCCACCCCCAUCCCAGCUCGUGAUGUGUGACGAUCGCGAUAGUAUGACGAGACCCAGUAUAGCAUGGAGGCGAUAGAAAAUAAGAUUCAUAUAGCUCCAAACGGAAAGGCCUUUUCCCGGCUAGACUAGUUGUUUAAGUUGGACAAAUAUGUAGAAAAUAAAGCACAUUUCAAU